Molecule: messenger RNA, 1083 nt
Organism: Trypanosoma rangeli
Lineage: Eukaryota; Euglenozoa; Kinetoplastea; Trypanosomatida; Trypanosomatidae
Product: ribosome biogenesis protein
Exons: 1
Coding region: 1-1083 (360 amino acids)
Biological process (GO): maturation of LSU-rRNA from tricistronic rRNA transcript (SSU-rRNA, 5.8S rRNA, LSU-rRNA); ribosomal large subunit assembly
Cellular component (GO): nucleolus
Molecular function (GO): rRNA binding
Source: RefSeq, a predicted model, not a curated record
AUGUCGUCGUCGGCCCUGGGCGGCUUCAAGCGCCGGCCUCCCAAGACCCUCAAGACCCGUCACGCCCUUAAAAAGUACGAGCCGAAGGUCGUGGAGAACCCGAAGCGGAUCCUUUUCCUGCGCGGGGCGCGGACAAGCAGCGUGGUAAACGAGGCCAUGACGGACCUCGCCGCCAUCACGAAGCCGUACAACAAGAAGCUGAAGAAGCGGAACGGCUUUCACCCUUUUGAGAGCCGCGAGCAUCUCGAGUUUCUCGGCUUCAAGAACGACUGCUCCCUUUUCUGCUUCACCAGUGACAGCAAGAAGCGGCCGCACAACCUUGUACUGGGCCGGCAGUUCGACUUCCACGUGCUGGACAUGGUGGAGCUGGGCAUCGUGGCGGCGGACCGCCUUGACCUUGAGCGCGUGAAGGGGAUGGAAGUGGCGUCGCUGGGCGGGAAGCCUCUCUUUGUGUUUGAGGGCAGCGAGUUUGCUGCGGACCCGAUGUUCAUGCGCCUCAAGAGCCUCCUCAUUGACUUCUUCCGCGGCAGUACAGAGACGGAGAUCAACCUGGACGGCUGCGACCGCGUCUUGGCCUUCUCGCUGCGGUCCGAAAACGGCGAGGACGCAUGCGUGGCGCCCUCAGCGGAGUGCUACAGCAGCGGGCCGCAGCAGGAGCGAGGAAACACGGUGCUUUGCAUGCGUCACUACGCCCUGCAGAAGCCGAGCACCGCAGCCGGCAUGCCUAGGAGCCUGAGCAGCAACAUGCAGCUCGUGGACAUCGGCCCCAACUUUGACUUUGCGCUCCGCCGUGCCUCCUUCGCAACUCCGGCGGAGUUUAAGGUGGCCACCCGCGUACCGCGGGAGUUGCUUGCGACGCAGCGCUCCACUGCAGAAAACGUCAGCAGCGACGCCCUCGGGAACCUCCGCGGCCAGCUGCACGUCGGCAAGCAGGACGUGGGGCAGCUGAACCUCCGCCGCUUCAAGGCGCACCGGAAGACGCAGCGGGAGGCGGACGGCGAGGAGGCGACGCGGAAGCGCCGCCACCGGCGCUGCAGUGGGGCGGACGCUGACGACGAGGCGCGCCCCGAGACGGACAUAUAA